Molecule: messenger RNA, 2935 nt
Organism: Danio rerio (zebrafish)
Lineage: Eukaryota; Metazoa; Chordata; Actinopteri; Cypriniformes; Danionidae
Gene: msrb2
Product: methionine sulfoxide reductase B2
Biological process (GO): response to oxidative stress; protein repair
Cellular component (GO): mitochondrion
Molecular function (GO): zinc ion binding; peptide-methionine (R)-S-oxide reductase activity; L-methionine (R)-S-oxide reductase activity
Source: RefSeq, marked validated
AAACCCCAAAGUCACAUAAGUAAAAACUUCGACGUUCGUGAGCGGUUAGUCCAUUGACAAAAGGUGCAAAGUUUGAUCAGUUUCAGUCGCCAGUCGACCGUGACCCAUAAAGCUGUGAGUUGUGACCGGUUUCCGCUGCUCGAGCUGUGAGGGGUGGAAUGAAGACAACUGAGCUCAAUUCUUUCCAGUCUAUUGGGUUGCCCAUCUUAACUAAUAGUGGAGAAAGUCCCGCCAGUGCAUGAAAUAGUAUGUCGAGAAGCAUGUCACGGUUUCUAGUUCGCCUCUCCACUGUCGUUUCCAAAGGAGCGACUGGCAAAUCAGUUUUACCUCAGAAGAGGAUAUUCGCUGGGAUUCGAUUGAUUUCUUCAUCUACGGGUUUGCAGUCAUUGACACGUUAUGACCAGUCCACAGACUGGCAGAGAAAACUAUCCCCAGAACAAUAUGUUGUUACAAGAGAAAAAGGCACAGAGGUGCCGUUCAGUGGCAUCUACUUGAAUCACAAUGAGGUGGGCAUGUAUCACUGUGUUUGCUGUGACUCGCCUCUUUUUAGCUCAGAAGCAAAAUAUGACGCAGGAGCUGGCUGGCCGUCAUUCUGUGAGGCUCAUGGGACUUGGGAAAAAGAUGAGAGUCAUGCCAACAUUGUGCGCCGCCCUGAUAACUCACUUGGCAGCACAGGAACUGAGGUCAUCUGCAAACAUUGUGAUGCCCACCUUGGACAUGUCUUUGAGGAUGGUCCUGAUCCGACCGGACAGCGAUUCUGCAUCAACAGUGUAGCACUGAACUUUAAACCCAGAGAAAAGUAAUGCCAACAAAUCCAAUAGUGCAAAUAACAAAAACAAAUAGCAUUGGAAUAACAAAUGUCCUUAGUUCUGUGCUAUGAGUCGUGCCGGUUCACUCCUAAAAUGAUAACUAUAACAAUAACUAUAUUAGCAUCCACAACAACAAACAUUUGAGUUUAUAUUGACUGCCCACUUUUUCUGCAACAUUGGUUUCCAUAUUGAUUUUUCCCAUUGAUUUUUCCAAUAGGAAUUAAGCACACGACACUGUUAAAUGUAUUUGACUUUUAUCAUAAUACAUGAUAUAAUGAUAUUAUCACUGCUGCAAAGAAAGGUUCUUUUAGCAUGUACAAUUACAAACAGAGCUCUUCAUUUUCGGGCAUGGCUUAAAGCAGUGUGUCCCAAAGUGAGGGUCGCAAGACAAUUUGCUUAACGAUUUCCAAAAUGGUUGAAUGUUAAUUAUGUAAAAUGUUAAUAAUAAACAUUAAAAAAUAACAUGCAAAAAAAAGUCAUCAGCCUUUCGAUUAUUAUUUUUUUUUUUUGCAACCCCUGGGGUUAUUACGUUAUAUUAAAGACGUAGCAAUUGGGUUCAACACAGGCUCAUUCUGAUUACGAACCCCUAUAAACAUAUCUGGAGAGCACCAAAUAUGUCCCAGGAGCCACUGCCACUGUGUAAGUGUUUUCAGUUCUCAAAUUUCUCUUGCGAGUGCCAUUUUGCGCCUGCUCUUCUCAUGUAAAUCCACCAGAGGUCGCUGUUGACUGGCUGACCGACCAACCAACCGACCAAUCCCCCAUCCUCCCCAUCUCUAAACUUAACCAAUAGUAUUGUUAAGAGCUCCUAUUGUGACCCGCCCUAACGACUUCCCUAAACCCAACUGACAAUUUUUUGAAAGUUCAGAAAAAGAAAACUUAAAGACCUGUAAUGGAUGUGACAAAGGAGACAUGCAAAACAUGCAGUGUUAACAUAUGAAAUUAUUUGUAUUUUAAAAUAAAUAACCUAAUAAGUCUUGAACUCUACUGUUAAUACAAAACUUUGAAUGUUCUGAAAAGCCAUACAAAUGGUUUAUAUAAUAAAAUAACUAUUCACUGUAUUUUAAAGUGUGUAUGAUUAGGGCUGCACGAUGCUGGAAAAAUCUAACAUUGUGUUUUUUUUUCCCAGCGAUACAUGUAUAUAUUACGAAAUUAAUACAAUUUUGGUAGAUUUCUUUAAAUAGCUCUAAUUGGAAUGGAUUUAUAUAAAUAAAAAUAAUAAUUAAUAAAAACAAAAUUGAGCAAAGAUAAAAAUAAAUUUAGCAGUCAGAUAUUCAGGUACAGUAAUAUGGUACGAUACAAUAUCAAUAUAUUUUGCCCCCGAUUAUGAUUAUUACGAAUAUUAACCAUCCACAAUAUAUCAUCAUAUUCAUAAAUGAAGGGGUGGAUGCAUCAAAAAUGUAGAAGAUGUAUUUCAUUAACAGCACAUAUAUUUUGUAGAAUUGCAACAUUGAUAUGUUUGAUCUGACACUAUGAGAAGCACCACCUCAUGUACAGUCAUCUAAGUGGUAAAUGGUAGCAGUGCAAGGCUAAUGAAAUAGUUCAGAUCUUUUGUACCUUUACAUAAAUCCUGAUACUUGGCUACAUCAUUAGUGUACCGGGAGUGGAAUAAAUCUCAAUAAACCAGCAUAGAUAUUUUGUCCUACCCCUAAUAUUGAAUAAUCAAAUGUAAUGUAAAUAAACACUGUGCAUUCUUCAUUGCUGAUCAACUAUAAUAAUCCCAACUUCACAUUGAAAAUGCUGCGGUGUGAUUAUGGCGAAUGAGCACAUUGCGAUAUCGAUGCUGAAACAUCAUAUUGAGCAGCCCUAUUCAUGAAAACAUGUUAUGCAUGGUCAUUAUCAUGAUUUAUUGUAGCAUUUAAUAUUGGCACGUCUAAUAGGGAUCUGCUUAUCUGCUUAAGUCUUUGUUGUUAUUAUUAUUAUUAACAUUUUAACCAAACUAUCCAGCUAUGAGGAGAAUCACAGCAUUUAAACUUUGAGAAAAAUCAGAAAAUAAGAAAAUAAAGAAAUAUUUACACAAAAUUGUUUAACAGCUUAUCUGAGAAAAGUAACUACAGUCCCACAACGCAUUGAUGACAUGAAUGACAAUUUAAUGAAAAGAAAAUGAAAUAAACAUUGAUUAAAAAUCA